AUGAUCAUGUUCCUACCGAUACGACUAGUCUGGAACCUACAAAUGGCACGCCCACAGAAGAUCGCCAUCAUUUCACUGUUCGCAUCAGGCUUCGUCAUCAUAGCCUUUGCUACCCUGCGCGUUGUGCAAAUCAGUACAAAGGCUGGGCACGGAGUGUCACCGAGUCCAACUUGGCUCUCUCUUUGGACCAUAAUCGAGUCGUCUAUAGCUAUUUGCAUCGGCUGCGCCCCCGCUUUCGCUAUCUUCUACCGCAGCGCCCACACGCCCCACGUCUCCUACGAUACCCAUGGCUACAUUCGACAAAAUCCGAGCCGAUCCGGGGCAGACCCAAACCAUCCAAACGCCAUCAAGAUGAGUGCUGUUACUGUUACAACUAGCAGAAAGAAGAGUGGCAAGCGCGACAUAUACUGGGAUGAUACACGGAGUAGCCAAGAAGCACUCGCGGCGGACAACAAGCACAUCAUGGUCACUACUACAUUGGAGCAGGACAACCGUCGCUCCAACCUGGAACAAUGA
This is a messenger RNA of Alternaria ethzedia, 516 nucleotides long. RefSeq lists its product as uncharacterized. NCBI's taxonomy places the organism in Eukaryota, Fungi, Ascomycota, Dothideomycetes, Pleosporales, Pleosporaceae. The record is from RefSeq and is a predicted model, not a curated record. The transcript is spliced from 2 exons. Bases 1 to 516 code for a protein of 171 amino acids.